UUGCAUUUAGAAUUUACGACUUGCUUUCGCUCACAAACGCAUGCUGAUUAUGACCAGACCCUGCUGGAAUAGACAUCAUUAAAUCAUCUUUCCACUCUCCAGGGACGAAAUUUGAAAACAAAUAAACGCUGGAGGAAACUGAAACUGAAUCUGGACUCAACAUGCCAGUAUAGCCAUCAGUUGUUAGGUAAUGCAAAACCGCAUCCACUGGUCGAUCCCAUCCCUAGUGAUUUUCAUGAGUUCUCGAAGAGGCGGAUGACGACACAGAGGCUGGCAUAUAGCAUCGAAUGCAAGAGAGGAAGAAGCACAGCAUGAUGAUUCAUGUGGGAUACGAGUUCAAUACUGUUUAGUCUCAUAAACAAGUUCGCCGAAAGUAAAUGUCAACGGAGGAAAAACAACAAUAAUUCUUACAAUAGAUAACACCGAUCGGGCAUCCGGUGGGAGUUAGCCAACAGAGGAUUCGUCUAUGGUCAAGCUUGACCUGCAUUGUGAUCAUGGUGGUGUCGGAUCAGAGAGUGGCCAUGAAAAUCGUCUUUUGGCUGGUGUGUGGUAGACAUUUCGGCCUUCUGAAUGCGUUCGAAGGGGACUGUUUUUGUGAAUGUACCCAUGAAACCCAAAUCGUGGUCUCGUUUCCCUCCAAGCUUCCGAGUGAACCGAUAUCUUGCCCGGAUAAGGUUUCCAUGCCCAAUAUCAAACAGGCUUGGUAUGGCCUGGACUCAUUGGCCACUUGUCAAAACUAUUGUAAGGAUAAACCAAAGCGCCAUUGGAUCAAUGUCACAAAAGAGUUGCAAGGAAGUUGCUAUUCAGAAUCCGGAUGCCAUACCAAAUUUGAGAGUUCCCAAAGUCUGGCAGAGACCGGCCAAGAUCCGAAGUACAAGUUUUGGUAUAUCUGCUUUGAGUGUCCGAGAGAUGGUUCAAUGGAAGAUAAAAAAAAGAAAUGCCGGAAACAUAUAAGACAGACCCGGUGUGACACGGAUAUUAAUUUUGAGUUCCAUCCUCAACGAAGCGACGUCACAGAAGCGCCAAUCGCCGAUUUCCAGGAAAUUAAAUCCUCUCAUGAAGUGAGAAGGUUCCGAGAAUUAAACAAAAAAGAUAAGAUUAAAAUUGGUCUGAAGCUCUUGGAGGCGAAACUGACCGGCUCAAUUCCAGGUCGAAAAGUUGAAGGCCGCGUUUUUAAACGACCCAAAGAAGCCUUGGAAGAGUUCUUGAUUAAAUCCGAACAAGCACUUGGCUUGUUGAGUGGAGCUCUCCAGCCAAAUGAGACCAUCGACAUAGAUUUUGAUGCCGUGGGAUCGUUUUCCAUCCUACGACGAGAUAAUCAGCAAUUCGGCUCCAACGUAUUUGAUUCGUUCAAAGGCGUCAACUUACCAGAUCAGCCCAGCCUACGAACCCAUGAGAAUUCGUUAUUGGCUGGAGUAAUCAAAUACAAAAACUCAAUCGUUAAAGAAAUCCUCAAUACAGGGAACAUUGCAGCAUUGAAAAGCGUUGCCAUUUUCGACUCUGAUGGGAACGUGACGAACCAAAACCUUCAUCAAGCCGUGACCCUUCACUUCAAGCAAGUCAAACUUCCGCCGAUUGAAGGCCAAACCGUAGAACCUCAAUGCGUGUUUUGGAACUUUAAAUCCUCCAAUUGGUCGAAUGAUGGCUGCCAAACCAUUCAAAAUUCCGAUGGCGUUACCACGUGCAGUUGCAAUCACUUGACCAAUUUUGCGGUCAUUUUGAAUAUCAUCGAUCUGGACGAGUCUACCACGGAAGUUCUUCGACUUCUCACCCUUAUUGGAUGUGCGCUUUCAUCGGUGGGGUUGAUUGGAACCAUAUUCUUCUUCCGAACCCUAAACAGCAAUGAAUACAACGAUCGAGUUCGGAUUAACGAGCAGUUUUGCGCCAACUUGCUUGCCGUUCAGAUCCUGAUUUUCUUUGGCAUGGAUCAAACGGAUCAUUCCUUAGUCUGCAAGGCAGUGGCUCUGGGUCUCCAAUACUUCCUCUUGGUAUCGUUUGCAUGGUCUUUGUUCGCUGGCCACCAAAUCUACGUAUUGCUAGUUGAAGUCUUUGAAUCCGAAGCUAAUCGCAUGAAGCAGUAUCUUGUGUUGGGGUAUGGCAUUCCUUUGGCCCUGAUAAUCAUUUCUCUCAUCGUGGAUCAUGCUGCCCUCGAGGAUCAAACCUAUGGAACGGACCAGGCGUGCUGGAUGAGCCCAAAUAGCUUGUUCUAUGUGAGCUUUCUCACUCCAAUCUUUUUGGUGACUUUCAUCAAUGUGGUUAUGCUCUCUCUCGUCAUCGUGAAGGUGUUCCGAAUUCAUCCCCGGCCUCAUUUCUACAGUCAAGCCCGUGGAUGGCUGAGUUUGGCACUCUUUUUGGGUGUCACCUGGGUUUUGGGGCUCGUGGCUAAAGUAAGUUCGAGCUAUUACUUGGCCGUGACCUUCGCAGUGCUCAACGCUCUCCAAGGAUUUCUCAUCUUCUGCUUUCAUGUGGUUUUGGGCUCCAAAUUGAGAGAUAUCGUCAAGCGAAAGAUCAAGACACAUUCUGAUUUUAGUGACGACUCGAGAAGAAACCACACUGUCCAAAAAUCCAAUGAAAGUCGAACCAUGUCCUUGUCAUAAAUUUACCAAAGCCAAUAACUUAUGCACACGAAGAUGUUCUUUACCUACCUUAGGAGGCCAAAUCAUCGGAAUGUGAAUUCCUGAGGCUCCUUGAUAUCUGAAGAUGGAAUCAAAACUCGUUACCAGCUUCCUCCCACAAGCUAACUUGUUCUUACCAUUGCUCUUUGUCAAACAUACGUAGAGUAGAUCAGGAAAAGUUAUCAUUCUUGAAAUACCUCCUUUUCAUUUGAUGUCCAUAACCUCAUUCGAAAAAUGAGGAGGUAAUGAGUGCUUCAAAAGAAAAUUCAUCCUCUUUUCAUCCAGUUCAGAGGGAGACGAAUACUCAUUCGAGUCCAGUUGCUCAUCAUGAUGUACUGGAAUUUCAAUUGUUCCCAUGCUUUGCCGCAUAUUGCAGCCUAGCAAUUGUAAAGAACCUCAUAAUUUGCCAAAUAUCAAUCUAGGAGCCAUAUAGUACAAACAUACUGUGUGAGCUUUAAAUACUUAAAGCAAUUUUUUUUUUGUUUUUCGCGAAUUUUAUUGGAAAGUUAUUUACCUGGAAUAAAUUUUCGCGUUUUCUUCAAA
This is a messenger RNA of Tigriopus californicus, 3158 nucleotides long. Its product is annotated as latrophilin-like protein LAT-2. The record is from RefSeq and is a predicted model, not a curated record. Gene Ontology annotation, cellular component: membrane. The coding region runs from base 495 to 2597 and encodes 700 amino acids. Gene Ontology annotation, biological process: adenylate cyclase-activating G protein-coupled receptor signaling pathway; cell surface receptor signaling pathway. Gene Ontology annotation, molecular function: G protein-coupled receptor activity. NCBI's taxonomy places the organism in Eukaryota, Metazoa, Arthropoda, Copepoda, Harpacticoida, Harpacticidae. The transcript has 2 exons.